AUGUCACAAUCCAAUUUCUUUGCUGCGACAGCGAGACAGUGGGUCUCACCGGUCUAUGCCUUCUUUCAUCCAACACCAAAUAUUGUCGAAAUUGGAGGAUGGCGGGCACAUGAAUUCAAAUGUCAGGCAAAAGGAUGUAAGGCGAAAGUCCAAUGUUUCCUGGAUAAGGAGGAUGUUUUGCAAGCCGCCAACCAGGCCAAAGAUGCUAAUGAAGUUCGCAAAAAAAUUGUCAGCAGCUUCCUGCGCAAUGGGUCAAUUACAGCCUCAUUUGAAUGCAAGGGCAAAGGAAAGGUGACUUACUCUCAUCGUCAGCACACACGAGCUGAGACAAACCUGCGUCCGUUCGAAAUCGUCAAAGACAAAGGGUUUCAGUCACUCAUGAAGACAGGACGGCCAGAAUACUACAUACUGUCUCCUUCUACUGUCGCUAGGGAUGUUCAAAUGCGGAUAGCUGGGAUGAUCAAGGGAUACCCAGGAAAAGUCAAUUUUACUACUGAUGGCUGGACAUCACCCAACCACAGAGCAUUUGUUGCAGUUUCGGUCCACCUCAAACUCAACGGCAAGCCACUAACAUUGCCAUUAGAUAUUAUUGAGGUCGCAAAGCUGAUUGAAUCACAGUCGCACACAGGAGAGGAACUCGCACAAACAUUUGCAGACAUUCUGGAGGAGUAUGGGAUAUCGGAGAAAGUUAGUCAAUUGUUGGGUUGA
This is a messenger RNA of Suillus discolor, 708 nucleotides long. RefSeq lists its product as uncharacterized. Gene Ontology annotation, biological process: regulation of transcription by RNA polymerase II. Bases 1 to 708 code for a protein of 235 amino acids. The record is from RefSeq and is a predicted model, not a curated record. NCBI's taxonomy places the organism in Eukaryota, Fungi, Basidiomycota, Agaricomycetes, Boletales, Suillaceae. Gene Ontology annotation, cellular component: nucleus. The transcript is spliced from 7 exons.